Paracoccidioides brasiliensis Pb18 is the source of this 1917-nucleotide messenger RNA. RefSeq lists its product as uncharacterized. The transcript is spliced from 2 exons. Gene Ontology annotation, cellular component: small-subunit processome. Gene Ontology annotation, molecular function: protein binding; snoRNA binding. The coding region runs from base 1 to 1917 and encodes 638 amino acids. The record is from RefSeq and is a predicted model, not a curated record.
AUGUCCUCUUUCUUCACAUUGCCGGCUUCCCAGCGCAAACGGAAGAGAGAUGAUCGGGUUGCCGCUCCAGGUUCGAAGAAGAGGGGGGUGGCAGGGAAAGGCAGCAAGGGCGCAGAGGACGGUGAACAACGAGAGCAGAGAAAACAGAGAGACGAGUCUAUAUCCGGAAGCGAAUCAGAUGACGGUGACUUGUCACAAAGUGAAGACUCAAUUGACGAGAAGGAGGGUUCGGAGGAGUCGGAGGACGAAACCGCAGCGGAUCGGAGAUUGAAACUGGCCGAGAGAUAUCUGGAAAACAUAAGGGAGGAAGUGGAUGAGGUUGGCUUUGAUGCUGCGGAGAUUGACCGCGAUUUGAUAGCCGAGAGAUUGAAAGAGGAUGUGGAUGAAUCCAAAGGACGGAUAUGUCGACAAAUAAGCUCGCAAUUAUCCUUUUCCACUGCAUCCCAUUCCUUCUUCCGCGCAGAUACACAAAGCACCACUGCAAUCGCAGUACAUUUCCCUUUCGUCUAUACAGUUUCUAAGGAUAAAACGUUGAUCAAAUGGGAGCUAGCCGUCCACCACCCACCCACAGAACAAAGGAUAUCCCCUAGAAACGGAGAGUCCACGCGAGCCAAGCGCUCCCAGAGAAAAAAGCCGAAGAAAAUCAAGUCGGUUCGGGGCCUACAGGAAUCUGCUGAAGGGGGUGAGCCGCAGGGCCACACGGGCAUUAUCCUGGCCGUUGCAGUAUCCCCAUCAGGGGAAUUCGUGGCAACCGGAGGUGCAGACCGGCGCCUAAUAAUCUGGGAUGCGGAAGCACUUACACCCCUGAAAACUUUCACCCAACACCGCGACGCCGUGAGCGGGCUAUCAUUCACACGGCGCAUCUCCUCAUCAAGCUCCGGCGAACAGCUCUUCUCCGCAUCCUUCGACCGCACCAUAAAAACAUGGUCCCUCAGCCCUGGCGCGCAUGCUUAUGUGGAGACCCUGUUCGGUCACCAAGACCAUGUCACUGCCAUUGAUUCCAUGGCGCUGGACCAGUGCGUUAGCGUUGGUGCCCGCGACCGUACGGCACGCCUUUGGAAGGUGGUUGAUGAGACGCAACUUGUCUUCCGAGGGGGUACCUCUAAGGGUAGCUCGUACGUUGAGGGCUCACUGGACUGCGUGGCUGUAUUACCGCCUACGCACUUUGUUACGGGCUCGGACUCGGGAGCUAUAUCGCUCUGGUCAAUACAUAAGAAGAAGCCACUCUACACCAUCCCGCAGGCCCAUGGUGUUGACACCGUGCCACCACUGGACGAACUGUCCUCAGAGCUCGACCCGGCAGUUGCGAAAAAUAAUACGAGAAACAUUUCGCCCAAUCCUCGAUGGAUAACUGCUCUCACUACCCUCCCAGGGACAGAUAUUGUUCUCAGCGGUAGCUGGGAUGGGUGGAUCCGCGCCUGGAAGAUUUCUGAAGAUAAGCGGACUAUCAUACCACUGGGCCCCGUCGGUGCGUCAUCACCACCCUCCAAUGCCACAACUGGGCUUACAACCAACGGCAACGGCAACGGUAACAUGGGCCUUGACAUGCCCUUUCCUUCCUCUGCGUCCGCUCAGCAGCCCCUACCACUUCUACGAGGUGUCGUUAACGACAUCGCCGUAUUCGAACGACGAUCCCCAGAUGAGGCGAAAGCUACUAUUAGCAAAUCCAAGUCAAAGUUGAAGUCGAAGUCGUCUCAGCUGGGUCAGGAACAGAAUGGUCUCUGCAUCGUGGCUGCACUAGGAAAGGAGCAUAGGCUUGGUCGGUGGAAAUAUUCCAACAAGGAGGAGAAUGGGAAGUGUGGUGAUGGGACGGGGUUGGGGGGUAGGAACGGGGCUGUUGUGUUUGAAGUGAAUUUCUUGGGAGAGGGAGUUGGGGAGGGUGAGGGCGCGAGGCUGGUAGCGGAUUUGAGGAUUUGA